Messenger RNA from Epinephelus lanceolatus (giant grouper), 1957 nucleotides. The record is from RefSeq and is a predicted model, not a curated record. Lineage: Eukaryota; Metazoa; Chordata; Actinopteri; Perciformes; Serranidae.
GAAAUAGGGUGGAGUCAGUGUUGAAGGUGUUUUAGACAGAACUUAAAAGUUUUUUUCUCCUUCAGGGGAAACACCGUUUGUGCGCAUGCGCAUACCGAGUCGUGGUACACCUGUUGAAGCCACUUAUAAUCAGUGCUGCUCACCUGACGGAGCUAUCAGUCAUGAAUCCUCCAACCAACAGAGACGAUACACACCCGCCAGAGCACUACAUGCCCCACUCAUCAUCAUCAUCAUCAGGAGGCGUAGGAGGAGGAGGAGGAGGAGGAGGUUUGUAUCUGGAUGCCUUUGAGGUCUCUUUCCCUCUGGAGGAGGGCAUCGAAAGACCGCCCGCAUAUCACCUGAACCAGGGUCAGCAGGUGAUGGAAGAGCCUGUGGUGCAGGAGCCCCCUCACUCUCAAUACAGCCCUUUCAUCCUGGUCUCCAACCUGCGAGCUCACCUGUACGUCACUCUGGAGAAGAACGCCUGGCUGCAGAAACGCAUCGAGGAGCUCGAAGAGGAGCGCAACUUCCUGCGCUGUCAGCUGGACCGCUUCAUUGUCAGCAUGAGAGGUCCAGAGGUGACAGAGUGGUGUGGAGAAUCUCAGCGUGGUGUGAAGGUCCAGCUGUCCGCCUCUCCCUCCCCUCCUUCCCCCAUGACCACCAGGUCUGGCAUGACCCUUAAACGGCAGCAGGGACCAGGACCUCGGCCCCGCCGCAGCACCACCAUCCCUGCGACAGUGAAGCAGGAGUUUCACCUGGAGGAGGAUAAAUACUACACUGAGGACGAGUAUGUGGAGGAAGAGGAGGAGGAGGAGGAAGACGAGGACUCGUCACUGGAGAAGGGGUCAAAGAAGAAGGGCCGAGGGCGAGCCAACGGAGAGCCGAGGAUGAAGAUGAGGAGGAUCUUCAGGAUCACCCAUGGGAGGGAGAGACAGAGAGUCAAAGACCCAGAGGGGGUUUUGAUUCGUUAUAAGAAGAUCCUGACGACCUACCAGCGGGUGAGGAGCAUGUCCCGAGCCUUCCAUAUCCACGGAGUCGACAGGAACACCAUGGCCUCUACCUCCCCCAUCGCCGAGCUGCUGCUGGUGGCUCCAGAGAAGAUGGCGGAGGUCGGGGAGUUCGAGGCAUCGAAGGAGAAGCUUUUGGAUUAUGCCCGGCGGUGCUACAAGACCAUGGACGACCAGACGCAUGCCAAGGUUCAGGCCAUGAAGAAGACCCACAAGCUGCUGCCGAUCUCCUACAGGUUCAGAAACUGACUGACAGGAGGGAUGAGGAAGAGGGAGGUUUCUGCACUCAACUUUGUUUUCAGAUUUUUGUUAUGCACUUUUUCAACUUUUGUUUUUGUUUCCGUACAGUAAGAAGAUGUAGGAAAUGUGAAAAUACGAAUAUGAGAUGCCAAAUUACAGGAUUAGCAGUUGAACAUUUCUACCAACAUGCUGCCUGAUUUAUACUUGUGAUUUAUUUCUUUUUCGUGCAGCUGAUAUGGUGGGAACCUUUUUUUUUGUAUUGAAGAUUGUGAUUUUCACUGGAGGUUGAAAUUAUUUGAAGUUACUUUUUGCUUUACCUCAGGAAUGAACAAAGUCAAAGAAGACACAGUAUAUUGUGAAUUAUGAUGUUCAUUUCAAAGCAUACUGACUUUUCGAGUUUGUAGAAUAUUGUUGCUUUGGGAGUAUUUACAGAGCUCAGAUGUUUGUUUUCUAGAAGGACUGGCCCUCAUCUUUUUGUUUUGUAUUAAAAGAGGGAGAAAUAUUUAUUUGCUUUAUUAAUUUUUGCAACAGAAUUUUGUUGUCAGAAUGAUUAUUCUGGGAAAUAUGUACAUUUAAUAUGUAUCAUUAAGAAGAACAUAUGUUAAUAUACAAAUUAUAUAUUUAAUCUGAGUUGGCCAGAUGAGCAUGCUGAUCAAAUUUUCUGAACUGUGUGAUAUUAGAAGGUUUAAAAUGUCACAUUAUGCAAGAAAGUAAAUGACUUUAAAUGUUCA